AUGACCGCCCCUUAUAUCAACAUCUCAAUUGAUCGUGGAGGAACGUUCUGCGAUGUUCUGGUCCAAGCCUCUGGCCGCGACGACUUGGUUUUCAAGCUACUCUCCGAGGAUCCGCAGAACUAUCGCGACGCACCAACAGAGGCCAUUCGAAGGGCACUGGAAACCAUUGAAGAUCGCCAAAUCCCAAUUGGAGAGAAGCUCGAUGGAUCCAGAAUAGCCUCAUGUCGCAUAGGUACAACCAUAGCAACAAACGCUCUACUUGAGGGCAAAGGCCGAGAAUUCGCACUCGUUACUACCCAAGGCUUCAAAGAUGUCUGUCUCAUCGAUGACCAGACAAGGCCAAGGCUAUUUGACUUGAACGUCAGAAAGCCGCCUGCCUUGCAUGGCACUUCUCUAGAAGUAGAUGAGCGCAUCACUAUCGAGGACUACGAUCUCAAUCCAUUCCCACUGGAUAAGUCUGCAGAGAUCACAGAUCCGGCCCUUAUUAAAACUCCGAGCGGCGAGAUCAUCCGUAUUUUGAAGGCACUCGAUCCUCAGAAUGUACGCGAUAUGCUAGGUGAGCUUCGAUUGGCGGGAUAUAACUCCCUAGCUAUUUCGUUUUUGCACUCGUACCUCUACACAGAUCAUGAAGAUCAAGUUGCCGAGAUUGCAAAGGAGAUGGGAUUCGAACAUAUCACCAAGGCAUCUGAGGUGAGCCCUGUCAUCAAGUACUUGCAGCGUAGUAGCUCUGCUUGCUCCGAAGCAUACCUUUAUCCCAUAGUGAAAGACUAUGUUACGGCGUUCCAAUCCGGUUUCAGCCAUCUGCCACGCUCGGUGGAGUUCAUGGGCUCAGAUGGAGGUCUCAGACAAGCUGCCAAGUUUCGAGGCAACGAGGCUUUACUCAGUGGACCUGCCGGAGGCGUUGUGGGCAUUGCACGAACAUGCUAUGACCCCUCUGAGGGAACACCUAUUUUGGGGUUUGAUAUGGGAGGAACCAGCACGGAUGUCUGUCGAUAUGAUGGCAAGUACGACUAUUUGACAGAUACCACGGUAGGGGGUCGAAAAAUAACGGUGCCAAUGCUCAAUAUUGCAACUGUUGCAGCUGGAGGAGGUUCAAUGCUAUUUGCUCGUCAUGGCCUCUUUGUGGUUGGGCCAGAGAGUGCUGGAGCUCAUCCUGGACCGGCAUGCUAUCGAAAAGGAGGCCCACUCACAGUCACGGAUGCCAAUUUGUUUCUGGGAAGACUAGUGGUUUCUUCAUUUCCGGCCAUUUUCGGCCCAGAAGCAAACCAAGGUCUGGAUUAUGAGAUCACAAAACAACGAUUUGAUGAAAUAACUCACGAGAUAAAUGAACAGACUGGUCAGAGUCUGACACCGGAAGAGGUUGCCUCGGGCUUCCUUGAUGUUGCUAAUGAAACGAUGACUCGCCCAAUGCGUAACGCUACUGAAGUUCGUGGAUUUGCACCAAGCAGUCACAGUCUGGUUAGUUUUGGCGGAGCGGGGGGUCAGCAUGCAUGUGCGAUUGCGAAUAAGCUCGGAAUAUCCAGAAUUCUCAUUCACAAACAUUCUUCGCUUCUAUCCGCUGUCGGAAUAUCUCAAGCCGACCUGCAAGUUGAAAAGACUGCACCAUUCACAGGCUUUUUCAAUCUCGGUGAGCUUGAAAAAAUAAGAUUACAAAUAGAGGCACUCAAACUCCAGGUUCAAGAAGAGCUUCGCUCUCAGGGAGCAGACGUGUCUUCUAUUGUCUUUGAAGAGUCUUUGAGCAUGAGAUACGCGGGCACUGACACCAACAUUGCCGUCCUAAAGCCCGAGGACGAGGAUUACGGUAGAUCCUUUGAGAGUAUUCAUUUGAGGGAAUUCGCUUUCCAACUCGAUCGAAAGAUUUAUGUUGACUCUGUCAAAGUGCGCGGCGUGGGUCAAAGUGGUAUUCCUGCAGAAAGCAAAUCUCCAUUCCCAUUGCUGAAAGAUGCGAAGAGUCGUAAUCUGGAAUUUCUCCAAGAGAAAGAAAGGCAACCGACCUUUAUCGAUGGUCUGUGGCAAGAUAUCCAUAUCUUUAAGCUGGAUUCUGUCAACAGGCCCAGUCAGUUACAAGGCCCAGCCUUGCUCAUCGAUGCAACUCAGACCAUCUUCGUUGAACCCGGAUUCGAUGCCUAUCUUCUUCCGGACCAUCUAGUACUUGAAAAGUCAUCUACAAAUUCGCAAGGCGGCACUCUCUCAAUGUCCGAAAACAUUGAUUCGAUCCAACUUUCCAUUCUAUCCCACCGGUUUAUGUCAAUCGCUGAGCAGAUGGGACAUACGCUACAACGUACGUCAAUAUCGACAAGUAUUAAAGAGCGCCUAGACUUCUCCUGUGCUGUCUUCUCUCGAGAUGGAAAGCUGGUAGCCAAUGCUCCCCAUAUCCCCAUUCAUCUAGGAAGCAUGCAAUACGCAAUCCAAUAUCAACACCGCCUAUGGGAGGGCAAGCUCAAACCAGGCGAUGUUCUUUUGAGUAAUCAUCCUGAGUGCGGCGGAACCCAUCUUCCAGACUUGACAGUCAUUACACCGGUUUUUGUGGAUGGGGAGCCUAGAGUAGCUUUCUAUGUUGCGGCUCGGGGUCAUCAUACUGAUAUUGGAGGUCUUGGGAUCACAUCCAUGAUGCCAGGCUCAAAAGAGCUAUGGGAGGAGGGAUUCAAUGUUCGCUCAAUGAAAAUCGUGGAUAGUGGAAACUUCCUUGAAGACGACGUACGGAAAGCAUUUUUGGCUGCUGGGGACUUCCCCGGUUGCAGUCCCACUCGUCGAUUGGAUGACAACAUAUCAGACAUUAAGGCUCAGAUAUCAGCAAAUCAAAGGGGGAUUUUGCUAUUGCGCAACUUGUGCUCUGAGUUCGGCUUUGAUUUUGUAUCGCGUUACAUGAACGCCAUUCAACUGAACUCCGAGAUAGCAGUCAGAGAGUAUCUCAAAAAGAUUGCUCGGUCGAGACCCUUACCUUUGACGGCCAGUGAUAAUUUCGACGACGGUACUGUCAUCAAAGUGUCUAUCUCAAUCGACGAAAAAGGUGGCGCAAUAUUCGAUUUUGCGGGCACCGGCCCCCAGAUGUGGGGUAACUAUAACUGCCCGAUCUCCAUCACUCACUCAGCCGUGAUAUACAGCAUCCGCUGUCUGGUAGACACAGAUAUACCUCUCAAUGACGGAUGUCUGGCACCAAUAGAUAUUCAGAUCCCCCAUGGCUCCAUCCUACGACCCAGUGCCUCCGUUGCAAUCUGCGGUAGUACCCUAGCGAGCCAGCGAGUUAUCGACACAAUUUUGAAGGCAUUUGAAUGCUGUGCUGCGUUUUCCGGUUGCGCAAACAGUUUCGGCUGGGGACUGGGUGGCAAGAAUUCUCACACCGGCGCCAUUGAGCCCGGGUGGAGCUAUGGCGAAACGGUUGGAGGAGGGUGUGGUGCUGGCCCCGGUUGGCAUGGAGAGCAUGCUAUCCAGGCACACUCAACUAACACAAAGAUCACCGAUGCUGAGGUCGUGGAAAAGCGAACACCGGUCAUUAUUCGCAAACAUGCUAUCAACCCUGGCACGGGUGGUAAUGGCCAAUACAGAGGCGGAAAUGGCGCCGUGCGUGAAGUUGAAGCUCGGGUGCCGCUUAAAUUCAGCAUUCUCAGCGAUCGGCGUGUAUUUGCCCCGUACGGCAUGAAUGGUGGCCAGUCUGGCCAGGUUGGAAAGAAUUAUGCAUUCAAGUGGAAUGAGGGCCGGACAGGACUUGAGAAGAUGUCACUUGGUGGCAAGGCUGCACUAUCGCUGGAAGCUGGGGAGAUAAUGCAGGUCAACAGUCCUGGUGGCGGAGGUUGGGGCUCUUUGGAAUGA
Penicillium verhagenii is the source of this 3810-nucleotide messenger RNA. Its product is annotated as Hydantoinaseoxoprolinase N-terminal. The record is from RefSeq and is a predicted model, not a curated record. The transcript has 2 exons. Gene Ontology annotation, molecular function: 5-oxoprolinase (ATP-hydrolyzing) activity. Bases 1 to 3810 code for a protein of 1269 amino acids. Gene Ontology annotation, biological process: glutathione metabolic process. Gene Ontology annotation, cellular component: cytosol. Lineage: Eukaryota; Fungi; Ascomycota; Eurotiomycetes; Eurotiales; Aspergillaceae.